This is a messenger RNA of Parasteatoda tepidariorum (common house spider), 4470 nucleotides long. RefSeq names its product alpha-latrocrustotoxin-Lt1a-like. The record is from RefSeq and is a predicted model, not a curated record. Gene Ontology annotation, molecular function: protein binding. NCBI's taxonomy places the organism in Eukaryota, Metazoa, Arthropoda, Arachnida, Araneae, Theridiidae.
GAUCAAAAGAGGCUUGAACAGAUUCUUACAAUUUCGCCCUUUCUUUCUUGUAUAAAGUAAGUAUCCAUUGGUGUCAGGACGCAUUAGUAAGUAUACAAUUUUUUUAUAAAUACUAAACAUGGGUUUGGAUUCUAAUGAAGACUAUUCUGGUAAAGCGUUGAUGCGUAUGACGAGGGAGAUGACCCUAAAGCAGCAAGGAGAAAAUUGCAAAAAAAUAGAAAAAGGUCAAAAUUAUCUGACAACGAUAGUUGGUGUGGCAGGCGUAGCAUUAGGACUGGCAACCUUGUUUGCCAUGCCGUUGUUGUUCGUGGUCGCAUCUGCGCUUUUGGUUAAUGUAUUGAUUGCCAAGGCCUUGACAGCAGACGAGAAAAUUGAGAGAGAAUGCUCUGAUGUCCCUUUUAAAGAGUUAGACGAAAAAAUGAAAGCUAGACAAGAAGAAACAGAUAGAAAAAUUGCGGAACAAACUGAAAUUUUGAAGGAAGUGAAUGCAAAAGUAACCCAAACUCUCGAGAACAUAGAAGAGGCAAGAAAGGAAAUGAGCGAUAGUUUUCAGAGGGUAUUGAAAGAAAUAGGGGAUCUAGAUGCUAGUAAUCCAGUUUCAGAAAUAAAAACAGCGAUCGAAUCAAUUUCAUUUAGUGAGGAGAACAAAAGGUUAGCGACUCCUGAUCGAUACGUUUAUAUCAUCGAGCAAGAAGUAGCUACUAAAUCUGACUCAUCUCUUUACAAUCACAUCGGACUCCAAGGUAGUCUGUAUAAGGCCAUUUUUGCAGUGAUUAACAAGAAGAAUACCAUCAAACCAAACAUCGCCCUUCCCGGACUCAACAUUGGAGUUACGACUUACGCAUCAACUGUUAUUACUCUCGUUCAGCAACUUAGAUAUAUGUCGGAAUAUGUUUACCAAAAGGGCGAUUUGAAUAAGUUCAACAACUAUUUCAGUCGUCUUAUUUUUGAUUUCAACUAUUUCAAAUUAAUUCUUAAUGGUUCCUCAAAAAAGCAAGGUAUAAUCGACCGAGUUACAAAGAUAUUAAGCGAAGCGAAAAAAAACAAAAGCAAGCAAGAUCUUGGCGAAGAAUUGUUCGAAAAUAUUGGAACAUACAUCACCCAACUUAAUCAAUUAAAGCAAAAGAUUGCAGCACUUUCAUUAGAUGUACUCGAAACCACCCCAGAUAAAAACAUGGAUAUUGAUUUCAACUCCAGAACUGGGAAUCAACGCAGUAGUAGUAACUUCUUGGAUUGGAAAAAAGGCACGCAGGUGAGCUACGCGGUGCAGUUCGAAAAAGACGGUAAGUAUUCUAAAGUUAGUGGCUGGACUUUACCACAGGAAAUAGUGAACAUAGCCAACCCGGAUAUUGUAUUCCGGAAAUCGAGCAAUAUGAAUAGAUUAGUUUUCCGAAAAUUUGAUGAUGGUGAUGCAGAAUUGGCAUAUAUCCUCCCUGGCGGCUCAGAAGUAAAAUUUAGAGAUGUCCACAGGGAUUUAUAUAAUUUAGCUUUUAAAAACUCCCUCAGCGAGUCUCAGGUUUCAAGUAACAUGGUUAGACUCAUUAGAUUGGGCGCGAAUGUUAAGGCAGUGUUUGAGGGUAAACGAACCGUUAUUCAAGCGGCAGCUAUUGCUGGACGAUCUGUUAUGUUACGUAAGAUAUUAGAAAAAGACCGCUCUCUCAUUAAUAAACCAGAUAGACUCGGCUUCACCCCUCUUCACUUAGCUGCUGAAAAUAAAAGGACCGCUUUUGCACGAUGGCUAAUUAAUCGCGGAGCAAACGUUAAUUUACAAGGACAGGAAUAUAAAAUAACCCCUCUGCAUUUGGCUGUGCGUUACCAUGCCGACGAAAUUGUAGAAGAUUUGUUGGAAAACUCAAAAAUUGACCCAAAUUUAAAAGACGUAGCCGGUCUCACUCCUUUGCAUUAUGCUGUAACCGAUGAAAAUUACAAUAAAGAGCUUUUCCUUACACUAAUACGAAAUAGAAAAACAAAUUUAAAUGCAAAGGAUAACAAUGGAUUAGCAGUUGUGCAUUAUGCAACCAUACUGAAUAGAUGGGAAGAGGUAAUUGAUUUAGCUAUUCAAAAUAACAGAUUUGAUAUCUAUGCAAAGGAUAAUCAACAAAUGUUAGCUGUUCAUUACGACGCUAUGAAAGGAAAUAAGGUUGAAAAAUUAAUAUCUUCUUUAAUGUUUGAUGAAAAAGCAUCUAAGCUUAAUGAUGCAGCAGGCGAGAAACAUUGGACUCCUUUACAUUUUGCCGUAUUUUUUAAGCAAACUGCUUGGGUGGAGUAUCUGUUUGGGCAGCAUGAAAAUGUGGUAUCAAAGGUCAAUGUAGAUGCUAAAGAUAUCGAUAAUCAGACUCCUUUGCACUUAGCUGCCGGGGCUGGCUUGAAAGAUAUUGUUAAAAUUCUUCUGGAUAAUGGAGCAAAAGUGUAUGAAAAAACGAAGAAACAAAAUGCACCUCUUGAUCUCGCAGUUAUGCAUAAUAGAAAAGAAGUUAUUGAUGAUUUGCUGACAUUUGAAAAAAAUCAAAAAUUGAAUAAUGGAAAGUCUGCUAAAGAAAAUGAUACUAAGGCGUGUCAACUAGCAAAGGGAGAGAUGUUAAAUCUACUAAAGAAGAAGAAUCGCUGUGGCAAUUUCCGCCGCUCGAUUAAAUCAAAUUCUAAAAACUCUGCUCGGGGAUUCACUCUUACUGGCAUGCUUGAAAACAAUAGUUUAAGACCUUUGUUAAUUUCGAAUAAACCAAAAGAGAAUUUGGAAUUCAAAAAUAUUAAACCUCUAACACAAGUAGAUGUAAACGGUGCCUUGCUUUUACUGGAUCUCUUCGUACGGAAAGUGACGAACGAAAAAUACAAUUCUGCAGUGAUUGGUUCUGAAUCUAUGUUGGAUGCGCGAGCUCGAGCAUUAAACAGCACGGAUAACUUGCAAAAGAUCAUGGAAAUGGCAGGAAAUGAUGGAGAUCUGUUUGGCAUUCAUUCGAAGAUAUACAAGGCUUUUAUGAGCGGAAAUGAUUACAAACUUGUAAAAGAAAUAUGCACUUAUUUAAACAAGUACUCCACUUUAGAACCACAGGAAGUUGAAAAGUUUAUUUUUGCAAUGGUUGAAAAUAAAUCAGCUGAAAUUACCAAGAAAAUAAUUCAAGGUAACUUUGAAAACUUAGUCGCGCAGGCCUGUUAUCGUAAUCACUAUUAAAUCCUUCCGUCAUUAAAGGAAGCCUGAUUUAAACGAAAAUAGAUUAUUACAUAAAAUUAAUAAUAGAAAGAUAAUUUAACUUAAUUAUAGUUCAAGAAUUUUUUUCUUCGAUUGAAAAAAAUUGGCUAAAUAAAUCAAGGAGGUUAAUUUUAAAAAAGGCAUGCACCGUGAUAAUUGUAUCAAUAUAAAAUUUCCAAUUAGACUCCAAAAGUAUUGAGUUUGUGAUUUCUUAAAAACCUAUGUGGAAGAUGGUAUAUAAGUAAAUCAAAUUAAUUUAAACAGCUAGGUUAUUCUUUUCAUAAUAGCGCUUUCUGCAUUACUGCUGUGUUUUUAGUUAACUUAUUUUAAAUUUAAUUUGAACUUCUAAGACAAUAAAUAAAAAAUUGAAAGAAUUUAGAGAGAAAUACAUAUACGCGAAAUUUGACGAAAGUAUAAUUUAUGCAUGUUUCACAAAACUGAAUAAGUUCUGAAUUAUUAUGGAAAAUUAUAUUUCAGAAAAAUAAAAUUUUAAAAUAAAAAGUGUCAUUAAACUUUGAAAAGUAAAUAAUAAUGGAAUGUAAAUAGUAUUUGCUUACCUCGUUUUUAUAUUAUCAUGAAAUAUGAAUUUUUUUGGUUAAUUUUUAUUAAUCUAAUUAUUAAUUUUUAUUUCAUUAUUUUUGGUUCAUUUUUAUGAGUUUAAUAUAGAUUUUUUGGCGCGUUCAUGCAUUGUUUGUAUUGUGUUGUUUUACAUUGCGUAGAACAAUGAAAAAUGUACCUUUAAUUUUUUAAGGCAUUAAUUUGAGUUUGAAAUAACAAUGGUGUGAAAUGAUCAAGAAUGUAAAAAAAAAAUUUUUUUUUGAAUUACAAAAUAUCAAAUUCGGAUAUUUUUAAGAAAAUGUUUCUUUAAAAAAAUUACUAAAAGGGCAAAAAUCUUUUAUAUUGUUGUAAUAUUUUUCAAUACAUAUAGCUGUUUCUUUUUUUUUUUUUUGAAUGGAAUUACCCAAUUUUUAAAAUUAAUUUAGAUUUUGUUUUCUAUCUUUACAUUCAAAGUAUAUUUUCGUUACAUCUUUUAUGUUACUAAAAUGUAUUUGCGAAAUAUUUGGAAUAUGACAAAAUAAACAAAAAAUAGCGCAUUUCGACACAAAUAAAAAUUUUACUUUUGUUGAUAAUUAUAUAGUUACUAUCUGAAUACCCGUUCUUUGCAAGGGAUGAAUAAAAAAAGAGAAAGAACGAAAAGAAUCAAUAAAUCAGUACUGAGAAAUCAUACGAAAUCAUGCUUAAAAUUGAAAGGUAUAUACCGAUGGAAUUUGAAGAGUUUAGUG